Messenger RNA from Chaetomium strumarium, 1225 nucleotides. RefSeq names its product putative integral membrane protein. The transcript is spliced from 5 exons. The coding region runs from base 184 to 1149 and encodes 321 amino acids. The record is from RefSeq and is a predicted model, not a curated record. Lineage: Eukaryota; Fungi; Ascomycota; Sordariomycetes; Sordariales; Chaetomiaceae.
CGCCGGAACGCUGGGACCCUAGAUUGAUCAAUACCGAACCGAACCGUUUCCGCCCGCUGCACACUGCACUGCACUGCACACACCGCAGCAGUGUGGUGUCGUGCAGGGCCGUCUCGGGCACAAGUGCUAGCCGUCUGGUCUCUGGUUUAGUUCAUGACUUCAAGCUCUCCUUGACCCACGGGCAUGGAGGCGAGACAAUCAUCGACCACCGACGACGGAUUAUCCCACGAAGACCUCGGACCCCAGCUCAACCUCGUCUUCUGGCUGCUCACCGGUCUCUCCACCGUCUUCCUCGGCCUCAGGAUCUACUGCAAGGUGCACCGCGGCCGCCGUCUCUGGUGGGAUGAUUACAUCCUCAUUGCCUCAUGGGUCUCCCUCGUGGUCUCGGCCGCAACGACCUCGGUGUGCGUGAGCCUCGACUACGGGAAGAACCUUCACGACAUGGACCCAGCCAACCUGCCCAAGAUGCCUUUCGUCGCCGUCUUCGCCGGGUUCUUCUCGGUUCUCGCCGCCGCCUGGAGCAAGACCUCCUUCGCCGUGACCCUCCUCAGGCUCUCACAGGGCUGGAUGUCAGGUGUCAUUUGGUUCAUCAUCGUCACCAUGAACGCCAUCAUGGGCACCGCCAUGCUGUUUAUGUGGAUCAAAUGCCGGCCCUUUGCCAAGAUCUGGGAUGACAGUAUCCAGGGCUGGUGCAUUGACCCGAACAAGAUUGUGGUGCUGUACCAAUGGUCGGCUGGCUGGUCUAGCUCCUCCGAUGUUAUUCUCGCGCUCCUCCCAUGGAGGAUCCUCUUCCACAUGCACAAAACACUGAGCACCAGGGAACGCCUCGGCGUUGCUGUUGCUAUGAGCAUGGGAUUGGUUGCUGGCGUUGCAUCGUUCGUCAAGAUGGCGAUGCUGCCCAAGCUCACGGGAGAACCAACGGACACAGUGGCAGUAACCAUAUGGGGCGGCGCAGAGGGAUCCAUCACCAUCAUCGCUGCCUCCAUCCCUGUUCUCCGGGCCUUCAUCCGUAGCGAGAUGAAUCGUUCCAUACCGGUCACGCUCGGCACGACGGACGAGCACCGGCUCAACGCUACGAGUCUUGAUACCCUCCCAACAGCAAGAAAAACUCAUAACGGCAUACAUCGAGUUCAUAGUCAUGUUAGCUGAUGAGCGAAAUGUCCUUGAUCUUGCGUAGUAAAUUGGAUUAUUUCCCCCCCUAUCAAUUCGGACUUCUAAGGUUAGA